UCUCUAUUUGAAUAAAGCAAUAGAUGUUACCUAUAUUGUUACUAAACGUCAUUUCAAAUGUGAGAAAAUAACAAAGAUGGCUGAAGAACAGGAGGUGAUUCAGAUAGAGCUGCUGUGCAAACAGCUGUAUGAGUCCCAGGAUCCGGUGCUCAGGGACCAGGUGGAGAAGGCGGUGGUCGCUUUUCAGGAGUCACCGGACACGCUGAGCAAAUGCCAAGCUCUCCUGGAGCGCGCCGACUCGAGCUACUCACAGCUCCUCGCCGCCACUACACUCGCCAAGCUGAUUAGCAAAUCCACAGCAAGUUUGUCGACACAGCAGCGAUUGGACAUACGGAACUAUGUGCUCAACUACCUCGCCACUAGACCCAAGCUGGCUAAUUUUGUCGUUCAGGCGCUGGUCACUCUGUUCGCAAGGAUCACCAAACUCAGCUGGUUCGACACCGUCAAGGAUGAGUUUGAAUUUCAAAAUGUUAUUAACGACAUCUCCAGUUUCCUCAGGGGUCAGGACCUGUGCACGGUGGGCGUGCAGCUGUUGUCGCAGCUGGUGGUGGAGAUGAACCAGGUGUCGGAGGCGGACGCUAACCGCUCGCUCGCCAAACACAGGAAGAUCGCAUCCUCUUUCAGAGACACGCAGCUGUUCGAGAUGUUCCGGCUGUCGUGCUCGCUGCUGGGCGCGAUGCGCGGGAAGCCGCUGGAGCUGGCGGACGAGCGCCAGCACGCGCUGGUGGCGGCGCUGCUCAAGCUGGCGCACAACUGCCUCACCUUCGACUUCAUCGGCACCACCAGCGACGAGUCCUCCGACGACCUCUGCACCGUGCAGAUCCCGACGUCGUGGCGGCCGACGUUCCUGGAGCCGGCGACGCUGGAGCUGUUCUUCGAGCUGUACCACCUGCUGGGCGGGUCGCUGGCGAGCCUGGCGCUGGCGUGCUUCGUGCAGCUGGCGUCGGUGCGCCGCUCCCUCUUCAGCAACAACGAGCGCGCCAAGUUCCUCAACCGCCUCGCCGCCGGCGUGCUGCGCAUACUAGAGAGCAUGCAGGGCCUGUCGGACCCGGCGAACUACCACGAGUUCUGCCGGCUACUGGCGCGGCUCAAGUCCAACUACCAGCUGGGAGAGCUGGUGAUGGUGGACAACUACCCGCGCCUCAUCGAACUCAUCGCCAAGUUCACCGUGCAGAGCUUGCAGAUCUGGCAGUUCUCCCCGAACUCGGUGCACUACCUGCUGUCGCUGUGGCAGCGCAUGGUGGCGUCGGUGCCGUACGUGAAGGCCACGGAGCCGCACCUGCUGGAGACUUACGCGCCCGGUGUCGCCGCCGCCUACAUCGGCUCCAGGCUCGACUCCGUCUCCUGUGUCGUCAGGGAGGGCCUGGAGGAUCCUCUGGACGACGUGGGCACGGUGCAGCAGCAGCUGGAGCAGCUGUCGGUGAUCGGGCGCUGCGAGUACGGCAAGACGUGCCAGCUGCUCGUCGCGCACUUCGACCGCGCCGCCGCCGCCUACAGCGUCGAGGCGCAGCCGCAGCAGAUACGCGUGCUGCAGGGUCAGCUGACGUGGUUGGUGUACAUAAUAGGCGCGGCGAUCGGCGGCCGCGCGUCCGUCAACACGUGCGACGAGAAUGACGCGAUGGACGGCGAGCUUGUGUGCCGCGUGCUGCAGCUCAUGGACCUCACCGACUCCAGGCUCUCCAGGGGCGGUUGUGAAAAGCUGGAGCUGGCGAUGAUCUCGUUCUUCGAGCAGUUCCGCAAGAUCUACCUCGGCGAACAGGUGCAGAAGAACAGCAAGGUGUACCGGCGCCUGAGCGAGGUGCUCGGCCUCAACGACGAGAGCCAGCUGCUCAGCGUACUCAUGAGGAAGAUCAUAACAAAUCUGAAAUACUGGGGCGGUUCGGAGCAGAUCAUAGUGAAGACGCUCGGGCUGCUGAGCGACCUGAGCGGCGGCUACUCGUGCGUCCGGAAACUGGUCAAGCUCGAGGAGGUGCAGUUCAUGCUCACACACCACACGGCGGAGCACUUCCCGUUCCUGGGCAUCUCGGGCGUGGGCGCGGCCGAGAUGCGCUGCCGCAGCAUGCUGUACACGGCGCUCGGCCGCCUGCUCAUGGUCGACCUCGGCGAGGACGAGGAGCGCUUCCACGCAUUCAUGAUGCCGCUCACCGCGGCAUUCGAGAGCAUAGUCGGGUUGUUGGGCCCGCCGGAGAGUCCGAUGUUCGCGUCGGAGGACGCCAAGAAGACACUCAUAGGGCUGGCGAGGGAUCUGCGGGGGUUGGCGUUCGCGUUCAACACCAAAACAACAUACAUCAUGCUUUUCGACUGGAUUUACCCGGUGUACCUGAAGGUGUUGCUGCGCGGCGUGGAGGUGUGGUUCGCGGAGCCGGCGCUGUCGACGCCGGUGCUGAAGCUCACGGCCGAGCUCGCGCAGAACCGCAACCAGCGUCUGCAGUUCGACGUCAGCUCGCCCAACGGCAUCCUGCUCUUCCGCGAGCUCUCCAACAUCAUCUGCGCAUACGGUAGUCGAAUACUGUCAAUAGAUGUGGACAAAAAGCAGCUGUACCCGAUGAAGUUGAAGGGCAUAUCCAUCUGCUUCUCAAUACUGAAGGCGGCACUUUGCGGGAACUACGCAAAUUUUGGCGUGUUCAGGCUGUACGGCGACAAGGCGCUCGACAACGCACUCAAUAUGUUCGUGAAGUUACUGCUCAGCAUACCACAGAGUGAUUUAUUGGACUACCCGAAGCUGUCGCAGACGUACUACGUGUUGCUGGAGCGGCUCGCGCAGGACCACAUGCCCUUCCUCGCCUCGCUGCAGCCCGACGCCACGCUCUACAUACUCGGAUCCAUUUCAGAGGGACUCACGGCAUUGGACACAAGCGUGUGUACGGGAUGCUGCGCGACACUCGACCACAUAGUCACAUAUUUAUUUAAACAAUUAGUACAGAAAACGAGUAAUAAAGUGUCGAACCCGCGCCAGCCGCCGCCCGAGACGAGCAACAUGUUCAUCGAGGUGCUGCAGCGGCGGCCCGAGAUCAUGCAGCAGUUACUCGCCACGGUUCUGAACGUGAUAAUGUUCGAGGAGUGCUGCAACCAGUGGUCGAUGUCGCGGCCGCUGCUGGGGCUGAUCCUGCUGAACGAGGAGCAGUUCUCGCGCAUCCGCGCGGCGCUGCUCGCGCGCCAGCCCGCCGACAAGCAGGCGCAGCUCGCGCACUGGUUCCAGGGACUCAUGGCCGGCAUCGAGCCCAACCUGCUCACCAAGAACCGCGACAGGUUCACGCAGAACCUGUCAAUAUUCCGGCGGGACAUCAACGACCUGCUGAAGGGCGCGGCGGUGAACACGGGCGCCUCCGUCAACGACAUGAUGACGUCGUAAUGUGCGCCUCUGCGAGCUACAAAGGAACUCCCCUUGCACAGCCACAGUCCAUUACGCUGGCUUGUAGCUGCCUGGCGAUGGUUGCCAAAUUUAUGUACUUUUAAAUGUGGUAGAUAUUUACAGUCAAGUAUGGGUUAAAUAAAAUUGGGAAAGCGAGUAUACCUAUUUAUUCCCAGUAAUAACCGCUGGCAUAAGUAUAAGGUAUUUGGACGCAUGACGGCGUCGGUUUUACAUUUUGAAGUAGACUGGUGGCCGUCAGUACGCCAUCCAGCGUAAUGGACUGCGACCCGAACCGGUGCGCAAGGGGUCCGUGCGGGACGGACGUGGCGAUGUAAAUACUGUCAAACGUUAGGCCCGCGACAGUGGGACCGUAUCUCUGACAAACAUUUGUUCCAGUGUUGGAUCAAAGUGUGGAAGAACAUUUUUAUGUUACGUGAUCGUAGAUGAUUUUAGUGUAUGUAAGUUAAAUAAUAUUAAUCUGUCCACGCGGCUCUGUCUAUCCCGAAACGCGUUUUAGUUUCGGGUGUAUUCCUACUAUUUUGUGUGUACAACUGUUUCUGACGCGACGCGGCGCCGUAGCUCGACAACGUUAUAUAAUAACGCACACGUAGCAACAACAUAAUAUUGUAGUGAACCCUCCUUCAAUUUGGGUGUCGACAAGUAAAACGAGGCUGAUUUGUGUUACCGCUAUACCAAGAAAACAAUUUGCAGCUGACAGUAGUAAUUUCAGUCUCAAUUUGUUCUUGACACCAUUCCAAAAUUACGAUAAAUACAUACAGCUCUGGCUAGACCACUAUCAUUCCCACUGGCGUUGUCGGGUUACUGCGCUGCCCUUCAUCGCGGUGUUACUUCGGUACUUCAGCGAGGCAUUGGAGAGAGAAAAGGACGGACAUACAGAGAGCUGUGUGUGUGAGAGGGACGGAGAAUAAAGCAAUACACAAUACACUACGGGGAGCUGGUUGUGGGCGGAUCAGCGGUAUGGCUCAUUUGCAAUGAUCGGGCUGCCUACAGAUAUUUCCCACGACGGACAAAACCUUGUGAAGCGGAAAUAUAUGGGUAAAAUGAUCGGGUGUAUAAUAUAGUACAUUACACUAAGUGUAAUUAAUUAAAUAUUAAUGAAUGAACGCUCAAACUAAAAACAAAUGGCAUAGUUAGUGACAUAUAGUUUUGUUUGUUGGUGGUUUUGUCCGAGGAAUUCGCGAAUAGAUUCCUAGUGUUACAUUUUAUUCAAAGAUUAUUAUUAGAGCAGUGAAUAUUAAUGAAAUUGUCUGUUUGCCUCUAUGGUUCAACCGGCCUGCCCAUGAUGUGCGUAAUUACGCGUACAUUACAAUGAAUUUAUAAAUAUAUUUAUACUUAUCAAACAGAUACAGUGAAUUGUUUAAUUAACGUGUGGGUUCACAACUAGUCUAUAUGAAGCUGUGUCAACGUUGCAGGCGCUAGGAGUUAGCAACUAUAUUAUAUUUUGGGCCAACUGUUUAGACGUCACACUAGUCGUGGACUGAUCCCUCAGAACAAUAGCAAGCAUAGGAGCCUAAAUUAUAUUAUACUAUUUUUUCAAAUAGGCCAAAAACGGCCAAAAGAACGAGACGAUUGAUUAUGAUGCCGAAUUAAAAAGCAAAUUAAUGUCAAAUGUUACAACUUGUCAACGCGCAAACACAAUUUAGUUACGUUAUACUUGUGUUAGAAGGAAUCGCAACACAAUUAAAUUUCUUGCUGUCAAAAACGGUUUACACUCAAAUAUAAUAGUAUUACUUCCAUGCUUGUUAUUGUUCUGAGACUGAUUCAUUCCGCACUGACUUCUAUGACAUAAUCCUGUGAGGCUGUCUAUAGUCCCAAAUUAAUAAACAAAUCAGAUAGUUAUAUCAUAUGGAAAAUCAAUCUAAAUAAUAUCGCUGCGUUGCGCAUUAACCGACGAUUGGACCAUUUCCGCGAUCGAUCUGGAGAUAUCGGUAAAGAUCGUUUAUUUAUUUCGAUUAUAAAUAAAAUUACUGUGUAUAAAAAAAAUUACCCAAGAAGUACAGUCGGCCAUAAAAAUUGAACAAAUUGUAAAUUUUAGGUAGCUUUUAUAAUUUUAUGCCCUGAAAUAAUUUCUUCCUAAUUCAACUACUGUACUGUAGAAAAAUAUAUAUUUAUAUCAUAUUCGUAUAGAUGAUUUGAAGUUUUAAAUAUGUUCAGCGACUUUUAUUGCCGACUGUAACUUUUAGGUAUUGCCAUUGAUUUUUCUUCAGAUUUAGAUAGUUUGAAAAACACAAUCUGGAUAAGAGGCCGCCAUUAUAUUAAUGAAGCAGUUGGUUUCUUGCUGUCGACAAUGAAAUAUAACACUACAUUAAUAUUUCGGUAAUAUCUUUAGGGGUUCAAGCGAGACUUGAUCCGACAGACCACGUGACACGAGUCACCUCAUUCGACAGUAUUUUAAUAGUAAUGUAUUUGAAUUAUAAGACAUUGUGAUUUUACAUUCAUGGCAGCGGAUGUGAACGAUUUUACAUUUUAUGUAAUAGAUAAUAAUUUUGUUUAAUGAUAAUAAUUUUUGUUAAAUUUAAUGUGUAAAAUGUACUGUUUGUUGAUUUAUGUAUAUAAAUAACUAUGGUAUGCAUAUUGUUAUAGAAUAUAUGUGUUGUGUAAGUAUGUGGAGUGUCGGCCACCGGCGACCGGCGCGGCUCUAAUGUGAUAUCGUACGGCGAGAGACCCCUCUCUCGCCCCAAUUCACCACUCCGCGAUCUCAUCUGACCGGACCCGCCCGCGUAAAACCAACCUUAUUGUAAUGCGUAUUAAGUGCAUUUGCAGGCGUCCCAGUUGCAGCCAUCGGUGUCGUUACAGCAACGUGGGGUUCAUUACAACGCUCUGGACUUGUUCAGUAACAUACCAUACAGAUAAAGCUAGUGUUAAGGUCCUGCUCUAAAUAAAUACAGUUUUUAAUCAAGCCAUCACUGCACCCUUUAAACGGAAUCUUAGGCUUUAAAUAAGGUAUAUACCAAUGAGAAUGUUUAAUCAUGAAGAUUUAAAUAAAUUGUAAAGAUCUCCCGCCCUGAUAGUCAGUGUGAAUUAAACGGCUUUACUCCCUUAGAACGUAGUCGCGACCAACACGUGACCCUCGCGUUAGUCUCGGCCAAUUAUUCAUCAUAUUAUACGACAUGGACCUUCUUAAGUUUUUUAUGCCACAUUCUAAGGGACGGGAAGGGAAGGGUACUGUCCCGUUUCGGGAUUAGUACGACGAUGCCGUCGCCGCGUCGCUGUGCCCUGUGUACACAACGUGCGUCGGCGCGGCGACAGUGUUGUAUACACGAGCCCUUAUAGUUGCGUCACCAAUGGCUGCGGCUGGCUAGCACAGUACGAGAGCCGCAGUGACGGACGGACGCCGCUCGCCCCCCCACACCACUCCGCGAACAGGAACACACAGCUCCUAGUGUAAAUAUAAUGCCAUUUGUACAAACGUU
Messenger RNA from Manduca sexta (tobacco hornworm), 6786 nucleotides. RefSeq names its product exportin-7-B (gene Ranbp16). Gene Ontology annotation, cellular component: nuclear pore; cytoplasm. Gene Ontology annotation, molecular function: nuclear export signal receptor activity; small GTPase binding. The transcript is spliced from 24 exons. Gene Ontology annotation, biological process: protein export from nucleus. Lineage: Eukaryota; Metazoa; Arthropoda; Insecta; Lepidoptera; Sphingidae. The record is from RefSeq and is a predicted model, not a curated record. Bases 77 to 3352 code for a protein of 1091 amino acids.